AUGUACCCGAAUCCUUCGAUUAAAGUGCUCGGGAAUCUGCAGGAUAGUCCGAAGCUACUAAUAACUACGACCACGUCGGGCGGCGCGCAGCAGAUUCUGCCGUGGAUUAUGUACCACCGCGCGAUCGGCGUGCACUACUUCAUACUAUUCGUCGAAGGCAAGGCCUCUUCGCCGGAAAACGUGGCGAUAUUCGAGUCCAUGGAGGGUGUGACAGUGGUGCAGCGAACCAAGGAGCUCGAAGAUCAGCAGGCCAAGAGCCGCGUGUGGAAUGAGACGUGGCUUGCAUUCUUCUUCUACAAGCCGUGCAACUACGAGCUCUUUGUGCGACAAUCGCUCAACAUGGAGAUGGCUAUCGUCUUCGCCAGGGUGUUGGGAGUGGAUUGGAUAUUCCACGUCGAUACAGACGAGCUGCUCUACCCUGCAGGCACGGCCGACUUCUCCCUCCAACGCCUCAUCCAUGACCUGCCCAGCGACGUGGACCUCAUUGUGUUUCCAAACUAUGAGAGUGUGGUGGAAACAGCUGAUGUGGGAGACUCGUUUACCGAGGUUUCACUGUUCAAGAAGAAUUAUGAUCAUGUUACAAGAGAAGCCUAUUUCGCACACUACAGGGAUGCAGCACACGGCAACCCAAAUUACUUUCUCACCUACGGCAACGGCAAGUCAGGGGCAAAGAUGCAGGCUCAUCUGAGGCCGAAUGGGGCCCACCGAUGGCACAACUACAUGAAGGUUCCCAAGGAGGUGAAGCUGAUGGAAGCGGCAGUGUUGCACUUCACUUACACACAUUUCUCCGACCUCACGUCUCGGCGAGACCGCUGCGGGUGCAAGCCCAACUCGGAGGAUGUGAAGAAGUGCUUUAUGCUCGACUUUGACCGCCUGGCCUUCAUCAUCGCAUCCACGCAGACGGAGGAGCAGAUGUUCCAAUGGUAUAAGGACCAUGUGCUGUGGUCAGACCGUGACAUGAUAGAGAAGCUGCUUAAGAAGGGGAUAUUCGGUCGCAUCCACACUCCCCAGCCCAUACACCGCAGCACAUACGCCACCGGCAUCAUCAACCGCACUCUUGACUUGAGGCUGCUUGUUUGA
Closterium sp. Naga37s-1 is the source of this 1080-nucleotide messenger RNA. The record is from the annotation of a GenBank genome assembly. Lineage: Eukaryota; Viridiplantae; Streptophyta; Zygnematophyceae; Desmidiales; Closteriaceae.